AUGACUUUUGCACUACGUAGACGCCCACUGGGCCUAGCCCAUACGUGGAUGAGGGAAGCUUUCGCACCACAACUUUGCCUGCACAGUCGAGUGCUUGCCAGGACGAAUUCGGCACGCACGACAAUGGAUGGCCCUAGAGUGUGGAGUACGGCCUCAGAGAGGACUCCGGGAUUGGCAACUAUAACGGUCAGCAAUCCAACCAAGCUCAACAUCGUGAAUGGAACUAUGCUGCAACAACUUGUUGCGGUCUGCCGAAAGCUGUCCAGCGAAAGUACCUUGCGCGCAGUCGUCCUUACUGGCGCCGUGACGGCGCCUAAUAAACAGGACUCUUUCAUCGGUGGUGCGGAUAUCAAAGAGAUGCAUGCCCUUGCCUCCCCAGACGAAGCCCGAGCGUUCAUAAACUGUGUUCAUUUAGCUUGCCAAGCAUUGCGCGACCUACCGGUGCCGUGUCUAGCACGAGUCAAUGGAUUUGCACUCGGGGCUGGUCUUGAGAUCAUGGCUGCUUGUGACUUGCGAGUCGCGACGAAGAAGAGCGUAUUUGCAAUGCCCGAAGUGAAAGUGGGAAUCCCAAGCGUCGUCGAAGCCAAUCUCCUGCCUUCGCUCAUCGGCAUGGGUCGCACAAGGCGAUUGCUUUAUCUUGCAGAAAACAUUGGAGCAGAAGAAGCCGAGCGAUGGGGCCUGGUCGAAAAAGUUGUUGCUGAUGAAGUGGCUCUCGAUGAAGUGAUCGGCGACUGGGUUUCUACGCUUGUUAGACUUGCCCCCGGCGCCGUCCGUAGCCAGAAGAAGCUGAUGCUGAAAUGGGAGGAUGCAAGUAUUGAGGAGGGCAUCGAAGCUGGAAUCGAAGCAUUCGCUGACGCUUAUGCAGAUGGUGGAAUAGAACCAAAGCAGUACAUGGGCCAGUUCCUAGGGAGGAAACGGUGA
Fulvia fulva is the source of this 921-nucleotide messenger RNA. Its product is annotated as Short-chain-enoyl-CoA hydratase. Lineage: Eukaryota; Fungi; Ascomycota; Dothideomycetes; Mycosphaerellales; Mycosphaerellaceae. The record is from RefSeq and is a predicted model, not a curated record. Bases 1 to 921 code for a protein of 306 amino acids. Gene Ontology annotation, cellular component: mitochondrion. The transcript is spliced from 4 exons. Gene Ontology annotation, molecular function: enoyl-CoA hydratase activity. Gene Ontology annotation, biological process: fatty acid beta-oxidation.